GAAAAAUAUGUGUGUGAAUAAUAUCGGUGGAAGACCGGGGACUCCUGUGCGUGAUGUUAGUACGCAAGCUAUGAUAUCCGGUCGCACUAAUUUGAGGGCGUGAGUAUUAAACACGUGUUUCAUCAUAAGUCAUUGCGUCAUCUACGAGUAUAUAGAGCUACGCGUCAUAGUCCGGCAUUAAAACGGGUUAUGAGAUUAAAUCCAAUGCGUCUUUCGCAUUAAAAAAAUAUCAUUGCUUUUUUUCCAUUUGAUAUUGUCUGCUGUUCUUGAUCAGGAGUUACGAGUGGGAUUGUUGAAGUACGACCACUCUAGUUACGGUUGGAUUGCGGUGAAAGUUGAAUUUGACUGAUCUGACAUUUAAUCACCGGUUUCCUUUGGCUAUGUUCUACAGGUAGCCCAAACUGGACUUUUGUGUUUAGAUACUGGUAGUUUUGUGCUUCGAUGGAAUUGGGUAAUUUUGAAAUUGUCUUAAUAAAAGCCCGUAAAACUCACAAUAUCUUUGUUUUCUUCUUGUGCUGCAUUUAAUUUUAUUAUUGAGACCCUGCAUUCAGUUUUAACUUUUUCUCGAGUUUGGGCUACCUGUGUUAAGGUUUGAACAAAUUCAAAAUGGCGGACCACGAAGAAAGAAGGCAAGCUCCUGUUCCAGGACCGAUAGGGAAUUUACGCAUGAGUACUAUUAUCCCAACUAUCGAAGAAGCAAGAAGACAAAGGGCUCCAAUAGUACCAUCCCUAGGUUUGCCUCAAGCUUCUCGCACGCCACAGGAAUUAAUGGUUGAAAGAGUGUUUGAAAACUGUGCCUUCAAAUCUGCACUUGCUGGAGUGGCUGGAUAUGGCCUUGGUAUAGUAUUUGGCCUUUUCACAGCUGGCAUGGACUCGUCCAUGCCCAACCCUAUGACGGGGGUAGCUGACCAAUCAGCUAAAGCUAUACUCAAGGAUAUGAGAGCUAGAGCUUCAUCAUAUGGAAAGAAUUUUGCAGUUGUUGGAUUGAUGUUUUCUGGAACAGAAUGUUUAGUUGAAAGUUAUAGAGGUAAAUCAGACUGGAAGAAUGGCACACUUUCUGGAGGAAUCACAGGAGGACUGAUUGGGCUUAGAGCUGGAGGCAAAGCAGCUCUUUUUGGUGCUGCAGGAUUCGCAGCAUUUUCAACACUUAUUGAUUACUUUUUAAGAUGAUAGUAAAGUAAAACAUUUUGUUAGCCAAAUUUGUCUAUAGAGCUUUCAAGUGCGAYGUUACUCAUAUAAAAAAACGAUUUCUGGGUCCAAAACAAAAAUCAGUUCUAUGAUAAAGAAAUAGGAAAUGUGCACACGUGCUAUGUGCAAUUAUAAAGCAUGUGGGGCUGGCAGAACACGAGAGAAGUGUUAGGAGAAGCAACGCCUAGCGGAGUGCUUCUGGACACUUCUUGAGUGUUCUGCCAAUCCCCAAGUGCUUUAUAACUCCACACAGCACAGCAGUUUUUUAUUUCUUUUACAAAAUACAAAUUAUAAUUACCAUUAUUUUAGAUAGAAAUUGUGCGACUGAAAUUGCGCGCGCUUGCUGUGUGCUCAUAAAGCAUGUGCUUCCAACCAAUCAGAAUGAGAGAUUAAUAACAGUAAAUGUUAUUUUAUGAAGAUUUUUCUUUUUUGUGACUUGUUUAAAGUUUUAAUUGUCUUUGAUGGAGGUUGAAUCAUUGGAAACAUACUUUGCCUGACUUUAGUGUUUCUUCUGAGCAGUUGGACCCAAAAAUAUGUCACAACUUAAAAGCUCUAUUGAAUAAGGGUACUUAGAGCAAGAUCCCUUGAAAAAAUGACAAGAAAUAAAAGCCAUAUGUAAAUAUCAUUUCACAAAUUUAACUUCAAUAAAAUAUUUAAACACAAAA
This is a messenger RNA of Actinia tenebrosa (Australian red waratah sea anemone), 1853 nucleotides long. RefSeq names its product mitochondrial import inner membrane translocase subunit Tim22. NCBI's taxonomy places the organism in Eukaryota, Metazoa, Cnidaria, Anthozoa, Actiniaria, Actiniidae. Gene Ontology annotation, biological process: protein insertion into mitochondrial inner membrane. The record is from RefSeq and is a predicted model, not a curated record. Gene Ontology annotation, cellular component: TIM22 mitochondrial import inner membrane insertion complex. Gene Ontology annotation, molecular function: transmembrane protein transporter activity.